Molecule: messenger RNA, 669 nt
Organism: Pollicipes pollicipes
Lineage: Eukaryota; Metazoa; Arthropoda; Thecostraca; Pollicipedomorpha; Pollicipedidae
Product: adhesion G-protein coupled receptor F3-like
Exons: 6
Coding region: 16-669 (217 amino acids)
Biological process (GO): G protein-coupled receptor signaling pathway
Cellular component (GO): plasma membrane
Molecular function (GO): G protein-coupled receptor activity
Source: RefSeq, a predicted model, not a curated record
GCAGUUGUUUUGAUCAUGAACAUGCUGGUAGUGGUGCUCGCGUUCCGUUCGGCGGCAUCUCUAAAGGUGAAUCAGUUACGGGCCAAGAAGGAGCGCAUCAAACGGUGGCUGAAGGGGUGGUUCUGCCUCUCCUGUCUGCUGGGCGUCCAGUGGACUGUCGGCUAUCUACUGGUGGAUGGCUCCAACGUCUUCGACUACGUCUUCACGGUGCUGAACUGCUCUCAGGGGAUCCUGAUCUUUGUGUUUCACUGUCUGCUGCGCUCGCGGACGCGCCAGAUCCUGCUGGGCCGCUUCAACACGGCCAAGAGCAGCACCAUGAUGAACAGCGUCUACGGCCAAAUGGUGUUGGCCCAGCAGAAGAGUCAGCAGUGUCGGCAGACGCGCCAGUCACUCGACACCUCCAUCACCACGCUGUCUUCUCAGCCGGCCGGUAUCAGCUCCGACUCCGAGUCAUCUCCGGCCAGCGCGCGGAGCCGCUCGUCUGACGAGUCCGGCUCGAGGAGGCGCUCCCGGCCGACCAGCGGCCGCCAUCUGAGCCGUCAGCGCCAGGCCACCGACGGCCAGCCGACCGCGUUCGAGCCGGAGGAGCCGUGGACGCCGUUGCCGGACAUCUCUGAGGAGGCCGAGCAGACCUCGCGCCGCGCCGGGGCCAGCUACGCACCAGGCUGA